AGAUGAUCCUGCUCGCUGGGUCGUCGAUUUUCUAGGGAAUAUGGAACGUAAAUGUAUACUUUAUUGAGAAAGACCUGGUAUUGCUGCACUGGUGCUCAAGAGUUGUGCUGAGUGGCGCUCGUCUAGUUUCGUACCGUUCUUUUUUUGUGUGGAAUUUCCUCUUCUGACGUCGACAAAGAAAAAGAUGUCCAGGUCUGCUCGGAGUACCCGAGUCCCUCCUGGUGGUCCUUCUGCGUUGCAGAGGCAACCGCAAUCACCCACGGCCCAUGGAAAUAAAUGUAGAAGUUGUACCUUGUCCGCCGUACCAAGUAGACACGUGCUUUCAUUUUUGCCCAGGUCGAUUUUGAAAUCGAGUGGAACAAUCCGAACGAGCACAGCGAAAGUUCUGAAACUGCAUGACAGCACAACACCGGCCCAGCGCUCUUUGAUGCUGUUCCUUCUUUUCAGAUUACUUCUACUCCCGGCCUCCCUCUACAACUUCUUCGUGGCUGCCGUCCGGUACCAAGGCUGGGUGAACCCGCUGAAGUAUGCCUCGCUGAACGAAGAUGGACAAAUGGUUUUCACCGUUUUCAUAUGCAUCGCAAAGAAAUAUAUCGGUCUCUGGAAACUUGUAAAAAUACUGAACUAGUACGGAUACUUUUUCAAUCACUUCCACAUGCAGCCGACCAUGACAAGUUUUUAUGACGCUUCGCCAUAAAUGAAUAGGUACUACUACUAUACGUAGUACAAACUUGAUGCAUGACAAGAAAGGUUUCGCCCCUGGUUAUGCAACACAGGAGGCCGUGUAGGAAGGCGCAGCACGCAUGAGAAGUUCCGCUUUUAAAUACCCAGACAGAAUUACAAUGCAUAGUGAAACAACCUGAAAGACGGCGCCAUGGGCGACGACCUGGUGGACGCCGUCCAGCACCACCUAGCGUUGACCAACGAAGGCAGCGUCAACAUCCCGAUGACGACGCUGCGGCGGAACCGGCAGCGAUUUCUGGUGGGCACGAGCGAUUGCAACAUCAAUUCGCAGUCGUUCACCCGUGCGGCGACCAACGAGACGCUCCAGCUGAAUGUGUCGUCCUUCCUCCCUCACGCGUAUCUGCUGGAAGAAAGCGGGUUCGGCUUGACAAAAACGUUUUUGAACAUUGGCGCAAAGGACGGCAUGGUGGAGGAUCCCUAUCCUGUGUAAAAACGCCCCCACCCCUAGUCAAGAUGGGAAUUCUGCUAGACAAGUCAACAAGCUUUGGCUGUUGCGCAAGACAAGUCUGGCCUCGUGUGUGUAGUCCUGUUUGGCUAGUUCAGCAGCAUCACAGAUCAAGCGCGUCGUGCUAGUUGGAGCAUUGCAAAUUACGAAACACGACUAGAAAUAAGCGCUUCUCUAGAUGGGGACCCGCGUGAGAAAUAUUUUUAGCAUGCAGAUUUGCACUACAGCUAUGGGACGGGGACGUUUUUACAUAGGAUAGUCCCUGCGUGGACUUUGCCAAGUCCUUCGCCGCGAAGGGGAUUCACUUUGAAAAGGACGAAAAGGAGUGCAGAAUUGCCCGAAAGAAUUUCAAGAAGAACCUCCCCGCGGCGCAAAGCGUGAUUUGCGCGGAAGUCACCCCUAUCCUGUGCAAAAUUAUCGUGCUAUUCGUGCUGUAAUGAAUCGUAGUGGUCGCAAUCACUUGCAUAACAAAUCAUCUAGGCCCUCCUACCUGAAUCUGCAUGGCGAUUUCUUGUUUCUUCUUCAUAUAAAAAGUUUGUGAUGCAAUUUCCACACGUAGUACAAUGCUUUUGCAACAUUGCAUAACCUCCAUGAACAUCGUGGACCUGAUCUUGGAAAACUCCGAGAUCGCCAACCAGCAGCGGCACUUUGAUUUGAUAAAAUUAGAUAUUGACAGUUACGACAGCACGGUGUUGACGGCCUUACUGGAAAAUCAUUUCACCGCGAAAUUUUUCUUCCUGGAGAUCAAUCCCACGAUACUAUGCAUUACAUGCAAAGAUAUCUGGGUCCUCGCAUGACAAGUUUUCGAGUGAAUGGAUUUUGCGUAUUAAAGUGCAUGAGAAACUUCUGCGUUUUUGCAUCACAACAAAACUACAGCGUGGUAGUGCAUUAUGCAUGACACAUUUUUUUGUCCUGGUCCUAUCAGCAGAGCAUUACAACCGUUGCAAUCCGAAUCUCGUCCCAGACCCAGACAUACUUUUGCAUUCUAUAGAUACCGCCGCCCUACCAGUACGCGACACUGUACCAUCCCAAAUUGUGGCCCGCGAUGCUGAAUGCCAGCAUGGAACACUGGCCAGUACUACGCCUGAUGUAAAAUCUUAUCUCACUUCUUGUCGUAAUCGUGUCAAGUUCUUCAAGAACUAACCGCAUUUUUGCUAUACCGCAUUUUUGCUAUACCGCAUUUUUGUGGUCGUGUAGAUAAGAUUUCUAUAGCGUACAUGCGUGUAAUCUUGGUUCGAAAGCGGUGGAGAUGUUGACAAGGAUUUUACACAGGAUAGCUCCGGGGCAUGAGCCUGAGUUACGCAGUGAACUUCAUGAAGAAAUGGGACUACGAGCUGGUAAGAGUAUUUUUGUUCGUUCUAAGAUCAGUACGUGGUUGUUGCAGCCGUGGUAACAGGACAAGAAACAGGUCAAGAGGGUAGUUUUCUUUUGCAUCAAAUGCGGCCACACAGCACAGAGCUGACCUUUUUGAUGGAGGUCAUACAGACUCUAUACAAAACCCACUUUAAGGUACUUUUCGAAUACCACGACGCUAUCUUUGUGCACAAACGAUACAAGCUAUCAGAUCUGGAAAAAGACUAGCCGCGCAGGCCUAGGCUGAUUUCCUUUCCUGCAAGAUAGAAAGCAGGCAUGGCACGAAAUUUUCUGUCAACAUGUUGAUCUCGUCAUCUUGAUGAUAGAAUGUCGCUAUUAUGGGCUGCUACGUUAGGGAAAAUUUUCCACCGGCCCCAGUUUUCCACAAAAUGCAAAAUUUUUUUUAGCAUAUGCAUCGCAUAGCAGGGGACUCGCUGGGCGGCAUUCGGUUCCGGCAACCCAGGCCGACCCCCAUUCCGCGGCCUCGGAGUUGUUUUAUGGAAGACAAAAUCUGAACUAGCUAGUGGCGCACAAUAGAUGCGCUAACUUUAAGGCUUUAGAGCUACGACACCGUAGCACCUCCGGCCCCGGAUCCACUCCACCCUUCCGGUUUCGGCUCCCAGGUUUUCCGGCGGGAUGGAGGCUGCCGGCUUCGUCUGCUGCAGUACGUCGUCGCGAGGUCGUUUCGAUGCCGCGUCUCGAAACAGCAAACAUGCUCGCAGAUCUGCUGCCAAUGGCUCGCCGUUGGUUGUGGGUAGAUAAGUAUCUCAGCACUGUCGCCAUAAUUGUAGAUCUCCCUGCACCCAAUGACGGCGAUGAACUUGAAAGGCCCAAACCACUAGUGCCUGUGUUGCUCGAUUCGUAGCAUGCUCCUCACGGUGGCAACAGGCAACAGGACGCACCUAGAACCAACAAAGAAAAAGCCCCUGUCCUGCUUGGGCAUAUUUGGGACCUAUGUCCUCGGACUGCAGGACAAGAUCUCUUGCGAGGCCUCCCCGGGUGCGCCACUCUGUGGCCCAAAGAGUGGCCGCUGAAUUUGUGUCGGCCUGACGGGCCAGAACAGUUCCGAAUGGAAACACACUCUGGAGGUGACCGGAAUCGCGCGGGCGUUUCCGCAGCUCGUGCGGAUGCAGCGCAGCAACAGCCGCUGCAGAAAGAGCUCGAAGGUGUCGCGCUAUGCUUUGCAAAGAUGCUGCACAGGUAUAGGGAGCGACUCCGCACGGUGGGCCAGCCAUAGGAGAACGCACGCUGUAGCACAGAGCUGGCUCCUGAGCCGCAGAGCGUUAACCAGGCCGCCUUAUCUGCGCAGCACCUUUGCACAGCAUACGACGCUACACGCCGCCGCGAGAAAAAUGCGAAAGGGGGACUUCAGCAAUGGGGUGACCUACCAGUACUGGAAAAACGCGCGCAAAAGAGUCGGGAAGCGACUCGAGAAGAGGACGGCAACAGUGUCUGUUGCUAGAAAAUUGGCCACACCUGACGCCGAAUGACCCCACCCCCGAGGGCCCCCCGCCCGACGAGAAUCCCUGUGCCACCCCGGUACCGCGCUACCGCCCCAGAUGGGCCGACUUUGUGCUCUCCGGGGGAUGUGCCUCUCCGAAAGACAUGCAUGGCAGAUUUUUCCGCAAUGCAGACUGUGCAUGACAUGCCUAAAAAGAGCUCCCCAGCGGCAGACACUUUUGCGCAGUAUAAAGGGUGGGAAUUCUCCCACACAGGCGCCAGGACAUAACGCGGGAGGGAGGGUGGCAAGACUUAAAAGACGCACUCAAGACAGGCACGCGCCCCACUUUUCCAAAAUUGCCACGCUGGACCUAGGCACCAUAGAAAACACAAAACCCUCAGGCAGCCCCGCGCCACAUGAUUUCGCCGGCCCACCACCCCGGGCGCCUUUUUUUGGGCGCCUUGCCCGAGACCCCAGUGGCCUUUGCCUGACCACGCGGGCACCGAAGUCGUGCGAAAGGCGCGCAGAAAACGACUCGGCGGGGCCUCAAGUUCUUGGCAACGUUGGUCGCCGGCGACCCCGGAGACCUCCCCUGGACACUCACGAGGAAAUUGGGCAAAUUCGACCCGGUUCGGGGCGUCCAAAAUGGCCACAAAAUCGACCGACUCAGGUCCUUAUUCCAAAACGUCCACAAGAAACGAAAAAAAUCGCGAGACCCCCGGGUGAGGCUGGCGAGGCGGGGGCCCUCCGGCUCCUCUCGGUUUUUCGCUUUGGGCACCUUCGGCGCCGGCCCCUCCGGCGCCGAAAUGCCGCGCGCCGGCUUCUGGCUACCCUGGCGCGGCAGAUUGUUGCGCCCCCCGCCCGGCCCGGGCCGGCCGGGGUCUGCGCCCCCUACGCCCGCCGCCCUGUCGCAUUUUCGCGCCGCAGUCAUACUCCUCUUCAUUUUCAUGCGCCCGCACACAGCCGCCCCCAUCUUGUGCGGCGGCGCGGAGGCUGGGCGAUGGGGUGGCUGCCGCGCAAUAAGGUGGCAGAAAAAAAGCCGGGCGCUGUGUUUGGCAAUCAUAGCGAAGGCCAUUGUGGGUUCGACUCGCAUCGGGGACGCAAUCGGCGUCGACGGGAACGACACGCAGCGGCAGCAGGUGGCGCAACCAGGAGGGCAGGCUGCGCAACAGGAUGCGGCCGGGCUUGCUCAGGAUGACGAUCCCGAUGGGCCGCUGAGCCCAAUUUCAUCCCACCAGCCAGCUACAGCGCGAUCGGCGGUCUUCGGAAGGUCGUCGCCAACUCGAACGACGAGCCGGCCGGGGCAAAAGAGAAGGGGGCCCCGACCUGCUUCAGGGACGCCAGAACGCUGAUCCCCGGGCCCAAAAUGUGCGCGAAUUGCUUCCGUCUCUCCGCCUCAAUUUGUCGCGGCCGCGCCCCCGUUUUAUAUGGCGUGCAAGAAGUUUCAUGCUGCUACGAACCUAGACAAGUGCAAAGCAGUGCUUCCAAGGAGACUAUCUUCUAGCAGGCCGGUGGCUUCUUUGGUGAUUCCCAGGGGGGCACCUGGCACGGCCUGAAGGUGCUUCUUGUAAAUGCGCAACAUUUGACGCCUCUGGCCUGUUGGUGUUGCAGCUCGUGCUGUGGUUGGUGUUGAGCCUUGUAUCGGCCCCGGCCAAAAGGGCCUCACUUUGGCGGACCGCGUUCCGGGUUUUUGUAGCUACUAUUGCCGGAGACCUGUCGCUCUGUGAUUUCAAGCGAGGCGAUUCUAUUUCCUGAAGGCUGCGAGAUCGUGAUCGCUAUUGCAGGGCCCUGGUUUGCUAUCGUGCCCACUACGAUCUUCCUGCCGCUCCAUUCUGCUGAUUUUUGGGCUUUGGGGUGUAAGUAGCUGCUGCUGACAUGCAACGAAGUGGCCGCGCAUUGGCCGGAGAAGGAAGGCCAUGGCGCCAGUCGUCGCUGUUUCUUCGUUUGUUCUUGCUUGCUAGCUGCCUCCCGACCGCCACCAGAUCCGGAUGCGGAGAUCUUGCCGCACAAGGUCCCACAGAGGCCCGUCCAGAACCUCGGCGAAGAAUACCUGCUGCGCUUCGGGGCGAGAUAUCCGCACUACAACGUCUACGCCGCUGGCCGCUGCUCGGAGCGUCCGCCUUGCUGACCUCCAUGACGGUUCAUCCUGCCGGGCUACAGAGAAUUGUCUUAGAAAAUAGGACAAACCUAAACGCAUUUUCAAAGUGUUAGUCUUAAUCUAGUUACUAUUGUGCGCCGCUAGCUAGUUCAGAUUUUGCAUUGCAUGCCAUUGAAUCCGGAUGCGCGGCCACGAGGAACUUGGGAAAGUGGACCAAGGUGGCGCACAACGUCAGCCACCACCGGAGGAGACGGAGCGAAUUUUUUUUUUUUCAAUUUGUGGAAAACUGGGGCCGGUGGAACAUUUUCCCUUACGUAGCUGCAGUGCAAAUUUCUAAGUCCGCCAACUACAGGACAAGUUUGCGGCGUCUUUUUAAGUACACGACACAAUGCGCGUUGUAGUCUUUUUCCACAUGAUGCGAGCAAAUCUACGGUUUCACCACGCCGACCGAUGAGUUCGACUGCUUUCACAAAGCCUUCGUGUUUUCGAAUGGAAUAAGCAUGAAGCAGACGCGCAAGUGGUUCUACGAGGUGGGGGUUGAGCAGGGCCUCGCCGAGAUAUUCCAGCAGCUGAUUAAACACACCCUGAAAAACGGGAAGUUCAUUUUCCCUUUCACCCUGCAGGUAUGACGACGGCAUGGAAUUCAUUUUGUUACUUGCUGGAGUACUUAUUCUGCUGAUUUCGCAUUCACCAGAAUGUGCCGGUUUUCUCUGAGAAUAGAAAUUUUCUUCCCUGAGCAGGCUCGCUCUUCCACUUCCUCGUCCUACACGAGAACAUCGAAAUAGGAAUCGCUCCUGCAAGCUUGAUGUUGAUAGGCAAAGAAGAUAGUGAGUUGCUUAAAUGCGAAUACAGUCAGGCGUCCUGUUCUUGAAGAUGCACCAAAGCAGUACCGAGCACGCAAUCUGAACAAGAACAAAAU
Amoebophrya sp. A120 is the source of this 7000-nucleotide messenger RNA. The record is from the annotation of a GenBank genome assembly. NCBI's taxonomy places the organism in Eukaryota, Dinophyceae, Syndiniales, Amoebophryaceae.